AUGACGGUGGUGCCCGGGGACCACCUGCUGGAGCCGGAGGCGGCCGACGGUGGCGGGGACCCGCCUCAGGGUGGCUGCGGUGGCGGCGGCGGCUGCGACCGCUACGAGCCGCUGCCGCCCGCGCUGCCGGCCGCCGGCGAGCAGGACUGCUGCGGGGAGCGAGUGGUCAUCAACAUCUCGGGGCUCCGCUUCGAGACGCAGCUCAAGACCCUCUGCCAGUUCCCGGAGACGCUGCUGGGCGACCCCAAGCGGCGCAUGAGGUACUUCGACCCGCUCCGGAACGAGUACUUCUUCGACCGCAACCGGCCCAGCUUCGACGCCAUCCUCUACUACUAUCAGUCCGGGGGUCGAAUCCGCCGGCCUGUCAAUGUGCCCAUCGACAUCUUUUCCGAGGAGAUCCGCUUCUACCAGCUGGGCGAGGAGGCCAUGGAGAAGUUCCGCGAGGACGAGGGCUUCCUGCGGGAGGAAGAGCGGCCCCUGCCCCGCCGCGAUUUCCAGCGCCAGGUGUGGCUGCUCUUCGAGUACCCGGAGAGCUCGGGGCCGGCCCGGGGCAUCGCCAUCGUGUCCGUGCUCGUCAUCCUCAUCUCCAUCGUCAUCUUCUGCCUGGAGACGCUGCCCGAGUUCCGCGACGAGAAGUAUUACACUGCGUCGCCGUCGCAGGAGCUGUUCGAGGCGGCCAGUAACAGCACGUCGGGGGGCUCCGCGGGAGCCGCCAGCUUCUCGGAUCCCUUCUUCGUGGUGGAGACCUUGUGCAUCAUCUGGUUCUCCUUUGAGCUGCUGGUGCGGUUCUUCGCUUGCCCCAGCAAAGCUACCUUCUCGCGAAAUAUCAUGAACCUGAUAGACAUCGUGGCCAUCAUCCCUUAUUUCAUCACUCUAGGCACCGAGCUAGCUGAGCGACAGGGCAAUGGACAGCAAGCCAUGUCCCUGGCCAUCCUGAGAGUCAUCCGCCUGGUGAGGGUCUUCCGCAUCUUCAAGCUCUCCCGCCACUCCAAGGGGCUGCAGAUCCUGGGGCAGACGCUAAAAGCUUCCAUGCGGGAGCUGGGGCUGCUUAUCUUCUUCCUCUUUAUUGGAGUCAUCCUCUUCUCCAGCGCUGUCUACUUUGCCGAGGCGGACGACCCCACUUCAGGUUUUAGCAGCAUCCCGGAUGCCUUCUGGUGGGCUGUGGUAACCAUGACAACAGUAGGUUAUGGUGACAUGCACCCGGUGACCAUAGGGGGCAAGAUUGUGGGGUCACUGUGUGCCAUCGCAGGUGUCUUGACCAUUGCUUUGCCAGUCCCUGUAAUUGUUUCCAACUUCAAUUACUUCUACCACCGGGAGACAGAAGGGGAAGAGCAAGCCCAGUACUUGCACUACUUGCAAGUGACAAGCUGUCCAAAGAUCCCAUCCUCCCCAGACCUAAAGAAAAGUAGAAGUGCCUCUACCAUUAGUAAGUCUGAUUACAUGGAGAUCCAGGAGGGGGUAAACAACAGUAAUGAGGACUUUAGAGAGGAAAACUUGAAAACAGCCAACUGCACUCUGGCUAAUACAAACUAUGUGAAUAUUACCAAAAUGUUAACUGACGUGUGA
Molecule: messenger RNA, 1566 nt
Organism: Rangifer tarandus platyrhynchus (Svalbard reindeer)
Lineage: Eukaryota; Metazoa; Chordata; Mammalia; Artiodactyla; Cervidae
Source: the annotation of a GenBank genome assembly